ACCCGGAAGGGGAAUAUUCUGGCUAUUGUGUUGAUAUUUUCAAGCUGCUGCAGUUUCUGUGGCCAAGGGAACCGUCGGGGAAGGAUGGUGUGCGAAAAAUGUGAAAAGAAACUUGGUACUGUUAUCACUCCAGACACAUGGAAAGACGGUGCAAGGAAUACCACAGAAAGUGGUGGAAGAAAGCUGAAUGAAAAUAAAGCUUUAACUUCAAAAAAAGCAAGAUUCGAUCCAUAUGGAAAGAAUAAGUUCUCUACUUGCAGAAUUUGUAAAAGUUCUGUACAUCAGCCGGGUUCCCAUUACUGCCAGGGCUGUGCCUACAAAAAGGGCAUCUGUGCAAUGUGUGGAAAAAAGGUUUUGGAUACCAAAAACUACAAGCAAACGUCUGUGUAGAUGUGUCAAUGACGUUUCUGGCUUUCUAUGUGAUUUUACUUUUUGCUUUGAAUUUCCAAGGCAUAACAUAGAUGUUCAAGUUAAAAAUAACACAUUUCAAGACAGUUAAUAUUAAACCGUUGAUUACUUGAUCAGUAUUUUUAUUUUGCUUUCAAGAAUUUCUAAACAACAGUGUAACUAGUUUUCUGCCUUAGUUCUUUUUCUCACAAGCGUCUUGUUGAAUUAGUAUAAGUGGCAAAUUUAAUGAAAAAUAUUUUCCCAGUUCUCUAUAUGCUUUUUAUUUAUCAUUAUUCAUAUAAUUCUUUUCUUCACCCUCUACUUUAUUUAUAGAUAUUACAGAAGUGAGAAGGAGAUUACUGAUUGAUAUUUUGCUCUGAAUUUUGCAUCAGACUUGUAACUCUUCCCUCACUCCCUUCUUGGUUGCAUGGUUCUUAGAAUGAGCAGUCUCUUUAUUAAUUGUAAGUUCACAGGGCAUUGAAACAUCUGAGACCAUUAUUGCUGAAUCGUUCCUUAGUAAUUAGCCCAGACCCCAGUCAUAAGUUGUAGUUAUGAUACUUUUUAUUUGUUCUUGAUGCCAAAGUGCCAGUCCCUUUCCUAUGAGAAUACAAGAGUCAGCCCAUGUAUGUCCAAAUGAACACACUGGAUUUCAGAAAAAUACGGGUUAUGCACAUUACCUUGAAUUGGAACAGUCACGAAAGCCAAAACAACAGUGUUUGUCCAUGGUAGUGUGUAACAAAUGAGUUACUACUCUUUAGGAAGGCUCCUUGAAGCAAAAACCAAUUUUUUUCCUUCUCUCCCCACCCCCAAAAAUAAAUAGAACAAAACCAA
Messenger RNA from Leopardus geoffroyi (Geoffroy's cat), 1218 nucleotides. RefSeq names its product CXXC repeat containing interactor of PDZ3 domain (gene CRIPT). Gene Ontology annotation, biological process: cytoplasmic microtubule organization. Bases 85 to 390 code for a protein of 101 amino acids. NCBI's taxonomy places the organism in Eukaryota, Metazoa, Chordata, Mammalia, Carnivora, Felidae. The record is from RefSeq and is a predicted model, not a curated record. The transcript has 5 exons. Gene Ontology annotation, molecular function: PDZ domain binding; microtubule binding. Gene Ontology annotation, cellular component: dendrite.